UCCAAAUUGACAUUUUUAUUUUUCUUCCAACAUGGGGAAAGGUAUCCCAUGUUACAUUUUACUGGGCUUGAUUCCUGCUCUUGUAACUUCAGAUAUUUUGAUAAACCCACUGAGAAACAUUAAGAAGAGAAGUGCCACUGAUGUGCACACCCAACCCAUAGAAAUCUACUGGGUGAAAAUUGACUGCAGUGUAACUUCCAGGUUUUCCCGUAAUGUCAUCACUAGUCGAGCUGUGAAUCGUGCCAAUGUGUCCAAGGAAGCUCAGUUUGAUGUGGAGCUCCCCAAAACAGCCUUUAUUUCCAACUUUACUUUGACAAUUGAUGGGGUCACUUAUCCUGGAAUCGUAAAGGAGAAAGAAGUUGCCCAAAAGCAGUAUCAACAAGCAGUUUCAAGGGGCCAGACUGCGGGGCUUGUGAAGGCUGCUGGAAGAAAAACAGAGAAAUUCAGUGUUUCGGUCAACAUUGCAUCAUCCAGCAAAGUUACUUUUCAAUUGACUUAUGAAGAACUCUUGAAGAGAAAGUUUGGAAAAUAUGAGAUAUUUAUCAAAGUAAAUCCAAAACAGCUUGUCAAUAAAUUUGAGAUUGAAGCAAACAUCUUUGAGCCUCAAGGCAUCAGUGAACUUGAAGUUGAAGGGACAUUCCUCAACAACGAACUGCUACCAGUUGUGAAAAAGUCUUUUUCAGGAAAAAAGGGCCAUGUAUCAUUCAGUCCUACUAUUGAACAACAACGAACCUGUGACAAUUGUACAACCACUCUGCUACAAGGAGAUUUUGUCAUUAAGUAUGACGUGAACAGAGAUUCUCCUAAUAAUUUACAGGUAGUAAAUGGAUACUUUGUACACUUUUUUGCACCAAAAAUCUUGGAACGUUUACCAAAGAAUGUUGCCUUUGUAAUCGAUGUCAGUGGUUCCAUGUCCGGACAGAAAAUUCAGCAAGCAAAGGAAGCCUUGACAAAAAUAGUGGAAGACUUAAAAGAAGAAGAUCACUUCAACAUCAUCCUGUUUCAAAGUUCAGUUUCAACAUGGAAAGAUAACUUAAUCCAAGCUACUCCAGAGAAUGUGAAUCAAUCAAAGGAAUUUAUUCAACAAAUAAAUGCGUGGGGAGGAACAAAUUAUAAUGAUGGUUUACUGACUGGUAUUGAAAUGCUGAAUAAAGCUUAUGAAUCGAAAUCUGUACCUGAAAGAAGUGCCUCUUUAGUUAUCAUGUUAUCUGAUGGGGAGGCCAAUGCAGGUGUAACAAAUCCCAUACAGAUUCAAGAAAAUGCUAAGAAUGCAACUAAAGGAAAAUAUCCUAUAUACAAUCUUGGGUUUGGUUAUGAUGUCGACUAUGCAUUUUUAGAGAGAAUAGCAACAGAAAACAAUGGUUUGGCUCGCCGCAUCUUUGUUGACUCAGAUGCAACCUUACAACUACAGGGUUUUUAUGAUGAAGUAGCCAAUCCUUUGCUUACUGAAGUGGAGUUAGGCUAUAAGGAAAAUGCCAUCUCAGAUUUGACUCAAAAUAGUUUUAAACAUUAUUAUGAUGGCUCUGAAAUAGUUGUGGCUGGACGAAUUACAGACAAUGACCUGAACAGUAUCACAGCAGAAGUAAAAGCUCAAGGGGCACUAAAUGAGGUGACUUAUAGUGAACAAGCCGAUGUUGAGGAAACAACCAAAGCUCUUGAAGAGCAGCAAUACAUAUUUGGAGAAUAUAUUGAGAAAUUGUGGGCUUAUCUCACCAUUCAGCAACUCCUAGACGCACGUGCUGUAGCGCAGGGAGAUGAAAAGGAAAAUAUUACUGCUAAAGCUCUGGAGUUGUCUCUGAAAUAUAACUUUGUGACUCCAUUAACAUCCAUGGUUGUCACAAAGCCAGAAGACAAUGAAGAAAAGGAAUCAGUUGCUGACAAACCCACAGAAGCUGAAGGAAAGCAACAAGUGUCCAGCUAUCAACCUCCAUCUGCCCCUUACUAUUAUUCUAGUGUUGAUGGAGACCCACACUUUAUCAUAGCUGUACCCCAGAAAGAAGAUGCCCUUUGUUUCAAUAUUAAUGAGGAGCCAGGGGUGGUGUUAAAUUUGAUAAGAGAUCCAGUUACAGGCAUGACCGUCAAUGGACAGCUUAUUGGAGAUAAAAAGAGCAUCAACGAUGUAAGACCACAGAAUACAUAUUUUGGAAAACUUGGGAUUGUAACCACAAAUCGGAAUGUAAGGCUUGAAAUAACAACUCAAAAUAUCAUCCUGCAAAUUGGUGUAAAAAGGAGAGUAUUCAGUUGGCUUGAUGAAGUUGCCUUACAACAACCUGGUUUGACACUAAUAAUCAAACAAAAACGGAGCGUAGAGGUUUCAAUGGAUAAUGGAGCAACAUUCGUUGUUGUUCUACACCAAGUGUGGAAGAAACAUCCAUUACACCAAAGUUUCCUGGGAUUUUACAUGGCGGAUAGUCACAGAUUAUCUGAACAAACCCAUGGUUUACUAGGGCAAUUUUUCCACCCAAUCGACUUUGAUAUACUUGAGGUCCACCCUGGAUCAGAUCCACAAAAACCAGAUGCCACCAUGAUUGUGAAAAAUAACCAGUUGACAGUAACCAGGGGAUGGCAGAAGGAUUACACAGCUGAUAUCCAGCAUGGCACCAAUAUCCCUUGCUGGUUUAUUCACAACAAUGGAGAUGGUCUUAUUGAUGGCAAUCACACAGACUACAUUGUUCCCAGCAUAUUUUGAAAUAAAAAAUAAAAAAGAGUGGUGAUGAUGAUGGUGGUGGUGAUAAUGAUAAAAACUUACAUGCUAUGAUAACUGCUUGUGAUAUCAUCUGAAGAAAUAUUUUAAUACUAGAGAUUUAGUUGUGAAUCCAUAUAAUUGAAACUGAUAUAUUCAUAAUACAAUUUGUAUAUCUUCUGCUGAGAUUUAAUUUCAAUAAAUAGGAAAACUUUUUCAUUUG
Molecule: messenger RNA, 2906 nt
Organism: Pseudonaja textilis
Lineage: Eukaryota; Metazoa; Chordata; Lepidosauria; Squamata; Elapidae
Source: RefSeq, a predicted model, not a curated record